AUGAGUGUUGCCGAGCUGGCCAAGCUUGGCCUGGGCUUGCUACGCCGGGCCGAGGAAGAUGGCGACACCGGAGACGAAGACUCUGCGCAAAAGGAAUUCUUUGCAGCAUGGGCCAUCUUCAUCUGCAUCCUCCUGCUCAUCAUCACCUUCUUCAUCAGCUACAUCAUGCAAAUGAAAAAGGUCACGGCCAUUCACGAGACGGUUAUAUCAAUCUUUGCUGGCAUGAUUGUCGGUCUCGUCCUCCUCAUCACAUCUGGCGACUCGAUCCGAUCACCCCUCAACUUUGACUACCAAAUCUUCUUUAACCUGCUGCUGCCGCCCAUCAUCCUCUCCUCUGGCUACGAGCUGCACCAAGCCAACUUUUUCCGCAACAUUGGCACCAUUCUCACGUUUGCCUUUGCCGGCACUUUCUUAUCCGCCGUCGUCAUCGGCCUCAUCCUCUGGCUGUACUCGCAGAUUCCCGGCUCCAUCAACAUGACCUUUGUCGACGCCAUCUCGGUCGGCGCGACCCUCUCGGCCACAGACCCCGUCACCAUCCUCGCCAUCUUCAACACCUACAAGGUCGAUCCCAAGCUCUACACCAUCAUCUUUGGCGAGUCCAUCCUCAACGACGCCAUUGCCAUUGUCAUCUUUGAGACGGCGCAGCGGUACAAAAAGGGCGAGUCCACUAGCCACGGUAUAAUCAGCUUCUUUGAAGGUACCGGCAUCUUCUUGCUAGUUUUCUUUAGCUCCCUGAUGAUUGGUGUCAUUGCUGGUGUCGGCACCGCCCUGCUCCUCAAAUUUACCUAUGUUCGCCGCUUCCCCAAGACGGAGAGCUGUGUCAUUAUCCUCAUUGCCUACGGAACAUACUUCUUUUCUCACGGCGUUCACCUCUCUGGUAUUGUGUCGCUCCUCUUCUGCGGCAUCACGCUCAAGCACUACGCCUACUUCAACAUGUCGCGCCGCACCCAGCUCACCACAAAGUACAUCUUCCAAGUCAUGUCGCAGCUCGUUGAAAACUUCAUCUUCAUCUACCUCGGCCUCGCCCUCUUCACUGAGAGCGCUCUGCAGUUCCAGCCGCCCCUCAUCAUCGUCACCGUCUGCGCCGUCUGCGCCGCCCGCUGGGUUGCCGUCUUCCCCCUCUCAAAGCUCAUCAACGCCGUCAUCCGGUACCGCGCUCGCCGCCGCGGCCUUGAGGUCCGCGACGAGCUGCCAUACAACUACCAGGCCAUGCUCUUCUGGGCCGGCCUCCGCGGCGCCGUCGGAGUCGCCCUCGCCGCCCUCCUCACCGGCGAAAACGCCCUCGCCCUGCGCGCCACCGUGCUCGUCGUUGUCGUCCUCACCGUCAUCAUCUUUGGUGGCACCACGGCCCGCAUGCUCGAGAUCCUCGGCAUCCGCACCGGUGUCGUCGAGGAAAUCGACAGCGACGACGAGUUUGACAUUGAAACCUCCCUUGGCGCCGGCCUCCACGGCAAGAGGACCUCCAGCUUCGCCGGCCGCCGCAACGGCAACGUAGCCCUCAGUAACCUUGAGCGCGAGGGCCGCGGCUCCGCCGCCUUUGUCUCUGGCCACGCGUCGCUGCAUAUCGAUGGCACCGGCCGCACGCGCAGCAUUAGUCGCAAGAACUCAACCCGCGGCGGCAACGGCGCCGCCAACCCAGACGACUUUGAGCGCGCUGAACUCCUCGGCCGCACCGACGAGUCGGACCUCGGCAGCGACAUUGACACGUCGGACCUGCCGCCCCCCGCGCGCCGCUCACCCCGCCGCAACGGCUCGUCGUCGGCAUCGUUGACGCCCCCAUCUCCCCCAAGCGCCUUUAUGAGCCCCGCCGAGCCCCCCGCCGAGCCCUUGACCGCUAGAGGCGCGAUCAGGCAGCUGCUCACCACCGAGGACCCGGCGAGCCUGUUCCGGCAGCUCGAUGAGGACUUUAUCAAGCCGCAUCUGCUGCUGCAAGAUGACGGCGGGCGGUCUCGAUCCGGACACGGCGGUGGUAGUGCAGUAUGA
Molecule: messenger RNA, 1983 nt
Organism: Cordyceps militaris CM01
Lineage: Eukaryota; Fungi; Ascomycota; Sordariomycetes; Hypocreales; Cordycipitaceae
Product: sodium/hydrogen exchanger 3, putative
Exons: 5
Coding region: 1-1983 (660 amino acids)
Biological process (GO): proton transmembrane transport; vacuolar acidification; sodium ion transport
Cellular component (GO): fungal-type vacuole membrane; late endosome; early endosome
Molecular function (GO): sodium:proton antiporter activity
Source: RefSeq, a predicted model, not a curated record